AUGCAGUUCAAGAGCUUCUUCACCGUCCUGGCCGCCGGCCUCACCAUGAUGGUCGCCGCCGAGGAGGACAUCACCACCACCGAGACCUCGACCCUCACCCAGACCCAAACCGUCACCAUCACGCAGUGCAACCCAACCAUCUCCAACUGCCCCGGCCACACCACCACCUCUGUCGAGACCUCCACCUCCACCCUCACCACCUGGACCUUCCCCCUCUCCAACUCCACCAUCUCUGUCGGUCCCACCGCCACCUCCAAGUUCAGCAUCAUCACCUCCCGCCCGGUCGUCACCGAGACCUCCAUCGUUGAGGUGCCCGAGGAGCCAACAGGCACCACCCCAGCUCCGGCCGAGUCCAGCGUCGUCGAGGGCGCCGCCGCCGGCCUCGCCGCCUCGCACGCUACCGUCCUCCUCGGUGUUCUCGGUGCCGGUAUUGCUCUCCUCGCUUAA
This is a messenger RNA of Podospora bellae-mahoneyi, 447 nucleotides long. RefSeq lists its product as uncharacterized. The record is from RefSeq and is a predicted model, not a curated record. Lineage: Eukaryota; Fungi; Ascomycota; Sordariomycetes; Sordariales; Podosporaceae. The coding region runs from base 1 to 447 and encodes 148 amino acids. The transcript has a single exon.